This is a messenger RNA of Misgurnus anguillicaudatus (oriental weatherfish), 1310 nucleotides long. RefSeq names its product chemokine XC receptor 1-like. Gene Ontology annotation, biological process: G protein-coupled receptor signaling pathway; calcium-mediated signaling; cell chemotaxis. Gene Ontology annotation, molecular function: C-C chemokine binding; C-C chemokine receptor activity. The record is from RefSeq and is a predicted model, not a curated record. Lineage: Eukaryota; Metazoa; Chordata; Actinopteri; Cypriniformes; Cobitidae. Gene Ontology annotation, cellular component: membrane; external side of plasma membrane.
CCGAGGUAAGCUUGAAUUUCAUUGUCCUUCUGUUAUGCAAUGCCAUCCUUCUGUUAUGUAAUGCCAUAGUUUAAAUACAUUAUUGCAUAGCUCUGGAUUAGGCUUGACAUAGUUAUUGAAGUAUUUAACCGCUUUGCAACAUUAUAAGACAGAAUUAUCAGACCUUCUGAAACGCUUACUCAUUGUUCUUCACCAUGUUCUCUAGAGACGCAAAAGGUGAGAUGGAGCUCAACAGCCCCUAUGAAUAUUACUCAUAUGAUUACAAUAACUCAUAUGAUGAAGAGGGUAAUUUAAGCACAAUGUGUGAGGUUUAUGAUGACAGAAAACCCACAGCCGUGUGCUAUGCCACUAUCUUCUGUAUCAGUAUCAUUGGCAAUGGUCUCCUUUUGUUUUCUCUCACCUGCUAUGAAAAUCUGAAGAGGCCCACCAACCUCUUCAUAUUGUGUUUAGCACUUUUUGAUCUACUGUUCACGCUUACGUUGCCGUUUUGGUGCGUGGAACUUCUUCACCAUUGGGUCUUCGGCGACGUCGCCUGUAAAAUCAUGACCGGGGCCUACUUUGUGGGCAUCUACGGAAGCAUCAUGCUUCUGACGGCCAUGAGCCUUGAUCGCUUUGCUGUCGUGGUGGUGAGAGGCGAUUGGUUUACAGAGGAUCGGAGGCUGUGGUGUUCGAGAGCCGCCUGUGCCGGCGCUUGGAUCAUCGGUUUGAUUGUUUCCCUGAGGAAUUUAAUGGCCUCCAAAGCACAAACAUUUUUCAACGGCUCCUUUUGUGAACGCACCUUCACAGAGGAUGAAAUUGUGGGAUAUUACACGCAGCUGGUCCUAUUUUUCCUUGUACCAUUUGUACUCAUUGUUUUGUGCUACACCAAAAUCCUGCUGACGCUGAUGUCUACAGCAAACAGACAGAAACACAAGACUGUGAUUCUGCUGCUGUGUAUUGUCAUUGCAUUUUUUGUAGUCUGGGGACCGUAUCAUAUACUCAUAGUGAUGAUGCAUUACUAUGACCCCUGCAAGUAUUACCGGCUGUAUAUUGCAUUUGUCAUUUGCAGAAUUCUGGCGUUUUCUCACUGCUGCAUGAACCCGGCAUUGUAUUUUCUCAGAGCGAAGUUCAGGCCUGUUGUCUCAAGACUUUUGUGCUGUUCUCCUGAACUCGAGAGGAACAGAGGACCCACGGAUCUUAGUGACAUCAGGAAUCAAGAAAACACGAACGAGAGAGAUCUUGAGAACUGUGUGCUCAACUCGCUGUAAAAAUGAAGCUUUAAGAAAUAUUUUUAAAUUUGAUCAAUUUUUAAAAUGUUCUUUUGUUUUAGU